This is a messenger RNA of Ostertagia ostertagi, 408 nucleotides long. The record is from the annotation of a GenBank genome assembly. Lineage: Eukaryota; Metazoa; Nematoda; Chromadorea; Rhabditida; Trichostrongylidae.
AUGACGGCAUACGGCCAUUCAGCCGGCGAGUUCAUCGAGUGCCUCAGUAUAGCGAUACAAUUGAGAAAGGAAGAAACUGUUGAUCAAUUCGGCAAGUGGCGUAUCGAGUCCGGGAUUCAAAAUCGGGAGAGAAUUGAUCAGGAUUCACUGCCUGUGCCACCCAUUCAGAAUCCUGACAGAUCAUUUAUAGGUUUAUUGCAUGGCACUUUGCAGGGGAUAUACAUCACUCACAUCGACGAGGACUCACCAGCGGCUCGAGCAGGUCUUAGACGUCACGACAAAAUCCUUCAGGUGAAUGGACUUGACUUCACGCUGUUGACCCACGAGAGAGCAGUGAAGUAUAUAAAGAAGUAUGCAGUGCUAGACAUGCUCGUUGCUCGAGCUGAACUCCCACCUCUACACCAUUGA